UUCUAUUUCUUUAUUAUUAUUUUUUCAAAGCCUAAAAAAAAAAAAGGUUUAAAAAAUGGGAUUAAAAGUUCAGCUCGAGCUGGCCUCGAGCUCCACUUAAAAUCCCCAACACCGUCACUUCCUUUUCCCAAGCUCAGACAGCUCCAGACGAUGCCCCAACCCCCACACCCCGCCCUCCUCCUCCACCUCCUCCUCCUCCUCCUCCUCCUCUCCUCCGCCGCCGUCGCCGUGAGCAAUGCCCCCGCCACAUCCCUGCAGUUCAGGGAAGCCCCACAAUUCUACAAUUCCCCGGACUGCCCCUCUCUCGCCUCCCAAGAACACCCCCACAGCUGCAUCUAUUCCGAUGCGGCUGUCCACGUGGCGAUGACCCUCGACGCCGCCUACAUCCGCGGCUCCAUGGCCGCCAUCCUCUCCGUCCUCCAACACUCCUCCUGCCCCCAAAACGUCGUCUUCCACUUCGUCGUCUCCGCCUCCUCCUCCCCCGCCCUCCUCCGCGCCACCGUCGCCUCCUCCUUCCCCUACCUCCGCUUCCGCCUCUACCCUUUCGACGACGCCGCCGUCGCCGGCCUCAUAUCCACCUCCAUCCGCUCCGCCCUGGACUCCCCUCUCAACUACGCCCGCAGCUACCUCCCCUCCCUCCUUCCCCCCUGCGUCCGCCGCGUCGUCUACCUAGACUCCGAUCUCAUCCUGGUCGACGACAUCGCCAAGCUCGCCGCCACCCCUCUCGGCGGCUCCGCUGUCCUCGCCGCCCCCGAAUACUGCAACGCCAAUUUCACCUCCUACUUCACCCUUACCUUCUGGUCCAACCCCUCCCUCUCCCUCACCUUCGCCGACCGCCGCCUCUGCUACUUCAACACCGGCGUCAUGGUCAUCGAUCUCCACCGGUGGCGUGCCGGAGACUUCACCGCCAAAAUCGAAGAGUGGAUGGAGCUCCAGAAGAGGAUGAGGAUCUACGAAUUGGGUUCUCUGCCUCCCUUCCUCCUCGUCUUCGCGGGAAACAUAGUUCCAGUAGAUCACCGGUGGAACCAGCACGGUCUCGGCGGCGACAAUUUCAGGGGACUCUGUAGGGAUCUGCAUCCCGGUCCGGUGAGCCUUCUGCAUUGGAGCGGGAAGGGUAAGCCAUGGGCUCGGCUCGAUUCAAAUCGGCACUGCCCAUUGGACGCUCUCUGGGCUCCUUAUGAUCUCUUGAAAACUCCAUUUUCUUUGGAUUCUUAAAUAAGAAUCCUGAAAUUGAGAAGCUGAAACCAAAAUUGGAGUCGAUGGCUGUAGUGUUUAUUGAAUCUUCAGUACCCUGUUCUCAAGGAUAAGGUGGAUGGGAGUUGAAGAUGGGUGAAUGGAUUAACGACCCAGUUAAAAAGAGUAAGAUUAAAGACUGGGAUCGAUUUCUGAAUCUCUGUUUGAUCGAUCAAAGAGGGAAGCUACGGUCGGAAGUGGUAAUGUAUUGGGGAUAAUAAGAAGGAGAAGAAGAAGAAGAAGGGGAAGUUCAUAAAUUGUAGAGUAUGGUGCAUGGCUACUGGGAAGCAUCUUUAGAUCCAAUACACCUGUCAAAACUAGGUUCGAUUUUUUCUUUUUUUCACCUUAUCUGGAAUAUUAUGGAACAGAGAGGUUUAAAAUUACAAUUACAGGGUCGUGACAAUAACGAGAAAAUCCAAAAGAGAAUGGAUUUUGUUCUUCAAAUUAUUUGCUUCUCUAGUUAUUGAAUGACUAUAAUUUGUAAGUAUCACAUAAUGGAGUUUGUAUAGAGAAAAAAAAAAAAAAAAAAUUUUGCCUCAUUUCUUUCUAAAUAAUGUGUACUAAAUUUUAAGCAGAAUAAAAUAAAGAGUAUUGAUUGAAUGAGCUA
Malania oleifera is the source of this 1840-nucleotide messenger RNA. RefSeq names its product probable galacturonosyltransferase-like 1. Gene Ontology annotation, cellular component: Golgi apparatus. The record is from RefSeq and is a predicted model, not a curated record. The coding region runs from base 151 to 1215 and encodes 354 amino acids. NCBI's taxonomy places the organism in Eukaryota, Viridiplantae, Streptophyta, Magnoliopsida, Santalales, Ximeniaceae. Gene Ontology annotation, molecular function: glycosyltransferase activity. The transcript has a single exon.